Molecule: messenger RNA, 2100 nt
Organism: Cyphellophora europaea CBS 101466
Lineage: Eukaryota; Fungi; Ascomycota; Eurotiomycetes; Chaetothyriales; Cyphellophoraceae
Product: acetolactate synthase, large subunit, biosynthetic type
Exons: 4
Coding region: 1-2100 (699 amino acids)
Biological process (GO): L-valine biosynthetic process
Cellular component (GO): acetolactate synthase complex; mitochondrion
Molecular function (GO): flavin adenine dinucleotide binding; magnesium ion binding; acetolactate synthase activity
Source: RefSeq, a predicted model, not a curated record
AUGGCUUCCACAAUGCUGCCCGUAAGACAGUCGUCGAGUGCAAUCCGUUCUCUGUCUCGGCGCAGACCCUCGUGCUCACAACCUUUCUCCACCUCAUCCUCCGCUGCGGCCAUCUCGCCCUACCGAAAAACACAGAAGACUCCUGCCGAGCACACAAAGAGGCCUGCAACUACUGCCGCCGCACCUGCACCUCAGCGACGCGAGGUGCCCAGUCCAGCUUUCAACCAGGAUUUUCGAAAUGCACCUUCACCGUUGGUCAACAGGCAAGCGCCUGAACUCGACGACUCUUUCGUCGGUUUGAGUGGCGGCCAGGUUUUCCAUGAGAUGAUGCUCCGGCAAGGAGUGAAGCACGUCUUUGGCUACCCCGGUGGUGCUAUUCUACCAGUGUUCGACGCGAUAUACAAUUCGAAGCAUUUCGACUUUAUCCUUCCCAAACACGAGCAAGGUGCUGGUCAUAUGGCCGAGGGUUAUGCUCGCGUGACCGGUAAACCAGGUGUCGUCCUGGUGACAAGUGGUCCUGGUGCCACCAAUGUCAUCACUCCCAUGCAAGAUGCCCUGUCAGAUGGCACACCCAUGGUUGUCUUCUGCGGUCAGGUUGUGACAAGCGCCAUUGGUAGCGAUGCUUUCCAAGAAGCCGAUGUCGUCGGUAUCUCAAGAGCAUGCACCAAGUGGAAUGUCAUGGUUAAGAACGUGGCCGAGCUACCGCAGCGUAUCAACGAAGCAUUCGACAUCGCCACCUCCGGACGACCAGGUCCGGUCCUCGUGGACCUGCCAAAAGAUGUCACCGCCAGCAUCCUACGAAGACCUAUCCGCACACAUUCGACUCUACCCUCGCAUCCUUCGGCUGCUACCUUGGCUGCCAAGGAACUCUCCCGGAGACAGUUGGAUGCAACCGUGAAGCGCGUGGCUGAUCUGGUGAACAUUGCCAAGAAGCCCAUCAUCUAUGCUGGCCAAGGAAUGCUGGCCACGCCCGAGGGCCCCAAGUUGUUGAAAGAGUUGGCAGAGAAGGCUCAGAUUCCGGUCACAACCACUCUGCAAGGACUAGGUGCCUUUGACGAGACCGAUCCCAAAUCCGUGCAUAUGCUUGGUAUGCACGGCGCCGCAUACGCCAACAUGGCCAUGCAAGAAGCUGACCUGAUUAUCGCUUUGGGUGCACGCUUCGACGAUCGCGUGACUGGUUCCGUGGGCAAAUUUGCGCCUCAAGCCAAGGCUGCAGCCGCCGAGAAGCGAGGCGGCAUCGUUCACUUUGAGAUCAUGCCCAAGAACAUCAACAAGGUGGUGCAGGCGACUGAAGCCGUCGAGGGCGAUGUUGCACAGAACCUGGCUCUCCUUGUGCCCAAGGUCAAUGCCGUGAGUGAGCGACCGGAAUGGUUCCAGCAGAUCAACGAUUGGAAGAAACGCUUCCCCUUGAGUGAUUUCGAACGUGGUACGCCCGACGGAUUGAUCAAGCCACAAGAGCUGAUCGAGAAACUCUCUGAGCUUACCAGCCAUAUGAAAGACCGGACCAUCAUUGCCACUGGUGUUGGCCAGCACCAAAUGUGGACUGCUCAGCACUUCCGCUGGACUCGUCCCAGGAGUAUGGUGACAUCGGGCGGCCUCGGUACCAUGGGCUACGGUCUGCCUGCAGCCAUCGGUGCCAAGGUCGGUCGUCCGGAUUGCUUGGUGGUGGACAUCGACGGUGAUGCGUCGUUCAACAUGACCCUGACCGAAUUGAGCACUGCUGCUCAGUUCAACAUUGGCGUCAAGGUGAUUGUUUUGAACAACGAGGAGCAGGGUAUGGUCACCCAGUGGCAGAGCUUGUUUUACGAAGACAGGUUCGCGCACACUCACCAGAAGAACCCUGACUUUAUCAAGCUCGCAGAUGCUAUGGGUGUGCAGUCAAGAAGGUGUAUCAAGCCGGAUGAUGUCGAGGCCAGCUUGAAGUGGCUCAUCGAGGGCAGUGGAGACGGCCCGGCUCUCUUGGAGGUUAUCACCGACAAAAAGGUGCCCGUCCUUCCGAUGGUACCUGCUGGCAAUGCUCUACACGAGGUGUUGGUAUACGACGCCGAGAAGGAGAAAGUGAGAAGGGAAGCCUUGAUGAAGAAAUGGAAGCAGCCGUGA